Messenger RNA from Neltuma alba, 1281 nucleotides. RefSeq names its product peroxidase 73. Bases 60 to 1040 code for a protein of 326 amino acids. Gene Ontology annotation, molecular function: peroxidase activity; heme binding. The record is from RefSeq and is a predicted model, not a curated record. Lineage: Eukaryota; Viridiplantae; Streptophyta; Magnoliopsida; Fabales; Fabaceae. The transcript has 4 exons. Gene Ontology annotation, biological process: response to oxidative stress; hydrogen peroxide catabolic process.
CUCCUAACUUUGCAACCAAAGCCCUCUUCUUCCUCCUCCUCCCACUCCAUAAACUGCAAAUGGGUCGUCUCAUACUCUUGUUGUCACUCUCAUUGAGUCUCUGUCUGUUCCCAUAUUCCACUUCUGCUCAACUGAGCAAAAACCAUUAUGCCAAGACCUGUCCCAAUCUCGAGAGCAUCGUGAGAACAGUUGUACGAAACAAGUUUCAGCAGACAUUUGUUACAGUCCCCGCCACCCUUCGUCUCUUCUUCCACGAUUGCUUUGUCCAGGGUUGUGAUGCCUCGGUAUUGGUAGCAUCGACAGGGAACAACAAAGCAGAGAAGGAUCAUCCUGACAAUCUGUCACUGGCGGGUGAUGGGUUUGACACAGUGAUCAAGGCAAAAGCGGCAGUGGAUGCUGUUCCUCAGUGCAGAAACAAAGUCUCUUGUGCUGAUAUUUUGGCUCUGGCUACACGUGAAGUGGUCUCACUGGCUGGAGGACCAUUCUAUGAAGUUGAAUUGGGAAGAUUUGAUGGGCUUGUCUCCAGGGCUUCCGAUGUGAACGGCAGGCUGCCUCAGCCUAACUUCAAUCUGAACCAGCUCAAUUCACUCUUUGCCUCUCACGGCCUCACCCAAACCGACAUGAUUGCCCUGUCAGGAGCACACACCCUUGGAUUCUCGCAUUGCAACAGGUUCUCCAACAGAAUCUACAGCUUCAGCCCAAAGAGCCUAGUGGAUCCUACGUUGAACAGACAGUACGCGAGCCAGCUCCAAGGGAUGUGUCCGAGGAACGUGGAUCCAAGGAUAGCCAUCAACAUGGACCCCACCACCCCGCGAACAUUUGACAAUGUCUAUUACAAGAAUCUGCAGCAAGGGAAAGGCCUCUUCACCUCCGACCAAAUCCUCUUCUCCGACCCAAGGUCCAGGUCUACCGUCAAUUCUUUUGCCUCCAAUAAGAAUGUCUUCAACGCCAAUUUCGCCGCUGCCAUGACCAAGCUGGGUCGCGUCGGAGUCAAGACAGCAAGGAACGGCAAAAUUCGUGCCGAUUGCUCUGUGCUCUGAUUCUCCAGAAACAAACUGGACAGGAUUUCACGUGGGAGCGUCACUUGAGAACGACGAUGCAACGGCAAACACAUUUGUUUUUUAAUAAAACUUGCUCAAGAAUAAUAAAUAAAGAAAAUGGACGAAUCUUUCGUUGUACAUGUGGAGUUCUGAUGUUUAAUUUAGAUUUUAUUUGUAUAUUUUAAGACGUUUCCUUCAGUCAUUGCCUUGAGAUCAAUCAGUGAAGCGGCACAUUUCUUUA